AUGUCUCUCUUGCAGAGUGGGCUCCUCGAUGUAACACAAUUCUACUUCAAUCAUUGGACAUCACCCGUCCUCGCCUUCGUCAUAUUUGGGCUCUUCGGGAUCACAUCGGAAGCCCGCGCAUCGUUCUGGCGCAUCAUAUGCACCGUCGGCGGCUGGUUCGGCUGGCAACCUAAGCUUCGCGUGGCGCAUAGGUUGCGUUUGCCGCUGGGAGAUAUAGAGUUCGGCGAGCGUCCUGCUGAAAACUCUAUGUCGCUUGGUCUCGAAUACGCCCACCCAUCGAACCCAAGCUACAUUGACCCCAACGCCCGCGCGCAAGGUCAGGUCCUGGAGAGCAGAGGCUCAAGAAGCGGUGAUACUAUGAGAAGUAAGUCUGAAAAGGAUGUGAGUGAGGAAGUGCACCGUUCUGCGACGUGCUCGGACGCAGAGCGCGCGGCACAGCCAUACCCGGCCGGCUCCCACGAAGGCAGCUUCGGCGACGCUUCGGUCGUGGUGUAG
This is a messenger RNA of Peniophora sp. CBMAI 1063, 495 nucleotides long. NCBI's taxonomy places the organism in Eukaryota, Fungi, Basidiomycota, Agaricomycetes, Russulales, Peniophoraceae. The record is from the annotation of a GenBank genome assembly.